Messenger RNA from Humulus lupulus (European hop), 1221 nucleotides. RefSeq lists its product as uncharacterized. The transcript has 4 exons. The coding region runs from base 1 to 1221 and encodes 406 amino acids. Lineage: Eukaryota; Viridiplantae; Streptophyta; Magnoliopsida; Rosales; Cannabaceae. The record is from RefSeq and is a predicted model, not a curated record.
AUGUGGACAAUCCAAGAUUUUCCAGCGUACAGGAACCUUGCUAUUUGUAAAAAUAAGGGACGUUUCAGUUGUCCCUUAUGUGGUUAUGGUACUCAUUCAGAGUGGCUAAAACAUAGCGAGAAGUUUUCAUAUCGAGGUCAUCGGAAAUUUCUUCAAGAAAACCAUCCAUUUCGGAGUAAAAGAAGUUGGUUUGAUGGAGAAGAAGAGCAUGGAAAUCCGUCAAGAAUCAUGAAUGGGACUACAAUUGCUGAACACCUUAAAGAUUUUGAAUUGUAUGUUCGUCACACUUUGGAUGUGAUGCACAUAGAGAAAAAUGUUUGUGAAAGCAUCUAUAAUACAUUGCUAGAUGUUGCUGGAAAAAGUAAAGAUGGACUAAAAGCUUGCUUGGAUUUGCAACAUAUGGGUAUUAGGAGUGCAUUACACCCACAAGAAAAGGGGACUAGAACCUAUCUUCCUACAACUUUACACACACUAUCAAAGCUUGAGAAAGAAUUAUUUUUUAAAAGGUUGUUCUCAUUGAAAGUACCUGAUGGAUAUAGCUCAAAUAUUCGAAAUUGUGUUUCAAUUGAACAAUGCAAGCUCAUGGGCCUUAAGUCACAUGAUUGCCACAUUUUGAUGCAACAAUUACUACUGGUGGCUAUAAAAGGAUCGAUGCCAAUGGGUCCAAGAGAUGCUAUAAUAAGAUUAUGCAUGUUCUUUAAUCGAAUAUGUCAACGUGUACUUGAUAGAGAAAGCAUAAUGGCAUUAGAAAAUGAUGUUAUUGAAACUUUAUUCUUACUAGAGAGAUUCUUUCCACCAUCAUUUUUUGAUGUCAUGAUUCACUUAGUGGUUCAUGUCGGACGAGAAACACGACUAUGUGGACCAAUCCAAUUUCGAUGGAUGUAUACAUUUGAGAGACACAUGAAGUCAUUGAAAGAUUAUGUCAAAAAUCGAGCAAGGCCUGAAGGUUGUAUUGCGGAGUGUUAUCUUGCAGAUGAGUGUGUGAGCUUUUGUAAUGAAUUCACUGACCAUUCAAUUGAACUAAAAACAAAAGAAGGUCAAAAUGAAGAGUGGUCAAAUGAUGUUCCUAUGCAUUCCUCAAGUUGUGAUGAAACUGAUUUGUUGAAAUGGCUAGCAUAUGGACCCAGAAAACAUGCUGCUUCUUACACUGGAUAUAUUAUCAAUGGUCAAAGAUUCCAUAUACAUGACAUUGAGAAGUCCACACAGAAUAGUGGUGUCUGA